Molecule: messenger RNA, 1077 nt
Organism: Cherax quadricarinatus
Lineage: Eukaryota; Metazoa; Arthropoda; Malacostraca; Decapoda; Parastacidae
Source: RefSeq, a predicted model, not a curated record
UUCAUGUAUGUGACAAAUAUGAAAUACUUAUUUGUAAUUUUAUAUUUUUUCAGCAUUACACCUCCUAACCUUACACUUGAGAACUGGCCAGCUCCAGGAGAAGAAAAAUUAGUAGCUACAAGUAACCGAACAUAUCUUGAAAGCAAGGAAUUAAUGGAAGAGAAGGAAGACCAAGAAAAUAUGCCAAGAACACCAGCAUCCCGUACUGUUACUGCUACAGGAAGAGAACAUCAGUCUAAUUCUUACAGUAAUAACUACAGUGGCCAUCAUGCCUAUGGGAAAGAAGGGGCACAGAGAGGAUAUGGGAGUUAUUCUAGGGACAUCGGAAGUAGAGAUAAUAGUGGCAGACGAGAUAAUGGGGGUGGCACCUCUCAGGACUGGAAUAAUCGGAGUGAUCGAGGGGGCAGGAGAGGAGGGCGAGGUGGUGGGGGCUAUAGGGAGGGAGGUAAUAAUAAAGGGGGAAUUAUUAACUAUGGAUCUAGUGGUAGCCGUGCUGGUGGCGAUGGAAAUACUACUUACCGAAAUGAUGGAAGUAACAGCAGUGGUUACAGAGGUGGUAGAGGCAAUGUUGUAAGUAGUUAUAAAAGUGAUGGGAGCAACAGCAGUAAUUAUAGGGGUGAUAGCAGUAAUAGCAAUAAUUACAAGUUUGGGGAAGGAAAUAUGACUGGCCACAGGAGUGAUGGAGGAAAUUAUGCUGAUUUCAGAGGUGAUGGCAGCAACUAUAGGGAUAACAGUAGUGGUUACAGAGAACCUAAUAGAAGUAGCAGCAACCAGUAUAACGCUAUCAGAUAUGAUCAGUUUGGGAAUAGGCAAGGAAAUCAAAAUAAUUAUGACAGGAAUCAGGGAGGUCAAAGUAGAGGAGAUGAAACGGGAGGAAGAAGCGGUAACUGGAAUGCAAGCAGAGGUGGUGGUGGUAUGCGAGCAGCAGCAGCUGAACUCUCAGCAAAGAUGGAGAUACUUCAAAAUUUGCAGCAGAUGCAGCCAAGAUUACCAAUGUUUGGACAGUAUUCUCAGCCUGCUAACCAUGGCAGAUAUAAAAGACUGUGCAGUUUUCCCACCCAGGGGAUUUUCUGGUAA